Molecule: messenger RNA, 1536 nt
Organism: Baudoinia panamericana UAMH 10762
Lineage: Eukaryota; Fungi; Ascomycota; Dothideomycetes; Mycosphaerellales; Teratosphaeriaceae
Exons: 4
Source: RefSeq, a predicted model, not a curated record
AUGUCCGCAGCAACUGGUAAAAAGCCUGCAACACCCGCCGGCAGCGGUAGACCUUCAGCCAAUCCCACCCCCACUACUGUCACCCCAAGUUGCAGUCCUUCGAGCAUGGCUGCUCAGGUCAGCACUCCACCACUCAGCAAUGGUGGUGGCGCUGCUGCUGCUGCCGCAGUCACGAGGAUGCGUUCGGUCAAGCAUGGCGCACCAGUGUCCGCACGCACGGCUGCCACAGCACGGAAGCAACAAUCUUCCGACAGCGACGCCACGGUUGACGAUGUUCGUGCGGAGAUGCAGGCCAAACUCGACGAGCUGCACGAUCGUCUCCAGCAGGCCGAAGUCGUACAUGUCGACUCGCAGAAGCAAGCGGCCUUUCUGCAGAGACGACUCAACGAGACGCUCAAAGACCAAGCGAUGCUGGAAGAAGCCGCUCACGAGCAUGUCGAGCGCAUCGAAGAGCUGGAGCACGAGCGGAAGGAGGGCUUACGAGCUCGACGCGAGAUGGAGCAGAUCUUCGAAGCGGAGCGGGCGGCGACGAUCAAGGAGCGGGAAGAGGCUGCGGUGAGAGAAGAGGACUUGCAGAUCUCGCUACAGCGUAUGAAGGAAGCGCUCGCGCAGCGAGAACUGCGCGCGGGGCUGGAAGACGGCGGCCGACCGAGUAUGUCCCGCAACUCGAGCUUCCGACGGAGCGAAAACAGCUCGCCCAAUCCAGACGGCGGCAACGGCACGGGUCAGUUCGCACCACCUGCGUCCCUCCAACGAAGCGACUCCCGCAGCAGCUCCCGCCUCGUCAUGCACAAAGACAAGAUCAUCGAGUCCCUCCGUCUCGAACUCGCCGAAGCGCAGAUCAAACUCGUCGAUGUCGAGAACUUGGGCGGAGGAGCCUUGCAGCAACUCCAACGAGACCUCUACGAUGCUAAGAUCCAGAAUGCGCGGUUGAUGGAAGAGAACGAGUCCUUCCAACUGCUACUCAGCGAGAAGACGCUUAAUGGCGAUCUGGCGGCGCAUAGUGAUCUCCUCCGCUUACCGUCACAUACCGGUUCUUCUCGCCCCGGGUCUUCGAAUAAUCGUGUCGCUAAUAGCGGGAGCGGGAUGAUGACGAAGAGUGGAGAUGGAGUACUGACGAAGCGACUCCAAGCCGAAAUCCAGAGUCUGAAGGAUCAGAACAAGGCGCUGACGGUGUAUAUUAACAAUAUCAUCUCCCGCCUGCUGCAGCAUGAGAAUUUGGCGGAGCAGAUCUUGAGUAAGGCGCAGGAGGAGGCGGGUGGGCGGCCGGCAGGUGUGGCCGAACAAACACCACCACCUCCCUCCGUCGCCGCCGUGGAGCAGCAGGCACCACAAGGUUUCCUACAACGUGCCAGAAGUGUCAUGGGUGGUGGUGGCCGCGGCCGACCUAGGCCCGUCACGCAGAUGCAGCAGCAGCAGCAGCAGCAGAAGGCGAACGCGAACGAGAACCCGGACACCGCCCCGCGGAUCCCACUCGGUCGAUCGAGCUCGACACGCACAAGUGAGAGCGGGAGCAGACACCGUCGCGCCAAUAGC